This is a messenger RNA of Planococcus citri (citrus mealybug), 4197 nucleotides long. RefSeq names its product sex peptide receptor-related protein 2-like. Gene Ontology annotation, biological process: G protein-coupled receptor signaling pathway. Gene Ontology annotation, cellular component: plasma membrane. The record is from RefSeq and is a predicted model, not a curated record. Bases 456 to 1655 code for a protein of 399 amino acids. Lineage: Eukaryota; Metazoa; Arthropoda; Insecta; Hemiptera; Pseudococcidae. The transcript is spliced from 4 exons. Gene Ontology annotation, molecular function: G protein-coupled peptide receptor activity.
AAAUUGCUUUCAAAAGAAUUCAAACUCUUUCGUUAUACAGUACAUCAAUCGUUAUUCCAUUAGCCAACCGGAUUUUCAAGAGUACUUUGUGGUACCUAGUUUGAUUCUCUAGGUACCUAAAUACGUAUGCAUCGUUUUCGUUUCAUUUCAACCAAGUUGGAGUUUUUGGAACUUCAGUUGGCUGGUCAUUUGUUGCUUCAUUGAAACUGGGGCAGCCAAAAUGAAGAGAAUUUUGCCAAUUAAUUAUUGGUUCAAUCGACGAUUUUCGAUGGGAUUGUUUGUUUGAAAUUAGGUAUGUAAAAUCGCCUUACUAUAAAAUAGCUCGGAAUUACAACGAAAUGUCGUGGGAAUUGCGUACUUACAAUUAUCAGCAUCGUCAAUUCAAUUGAUCUCAUUUCAUCGAAACGGAAUAAAAUUCGCCAAGAAUUACCUAUACAAGAACGCACGAGUAAGAGAUGGGCGUUGAAAUGACUGAAAAUCUCCAAAAACUGAGGAAUAAAAUCCUCGUACGAGGGGAACCCAUCUGCGGUACAUGGCUAAUAUUACUCCACGCAUACUGCGCCGAGCACAUCUGCGGUUACUUAUAUUUUAUCAUCGGACCGAUCGGUUCAACUCUGAAUAUAUUCAACAUCAUCGUAUUCACCAGGAAAUCCAUGAUCUCGCCAAACAACCUGCUUUUCGCCAAUCUAGCCAUCGUCGACUUAUUCUGCAUAGUCGCCUACAUGGUACGCUCGUGGCACGAAUUCAUAAGACUGCAAAAGUAUUCUGUCAAAGAGCACAGAGUAUACGAAUGGGAAAUGGUUUCCCUUCAUGCUUGGCAUAUCGCCGGCAUAUUCCACGGAAUAUCAAUCUGGCUAACGAUCAUUUUAGCUGUUUGGCGAUACAUAGCUAUUGCACAUCCUUUAAAGGAACGCGAAUGGUGCAGCAUGAAAAACACCAGGAUUUUUAUAGCUGCAGGAUACGUGGUGCAUCCUUUGAUCUGGAUACCUGCUUAUUUCGAUUUCUAUGUCGGACCAUUAGAUACGUUACUGGAUAGCGAUGGAUAUCUAACCUCGAAUCAGACUAUCGGUAUUCCUAGCACGAUUUCAAAGAUGCAAAAUAUGAAAUUGAACAAAUUGCUUCGGUCGUUGCAUAUGGCAAUUUAUGGUAUUUUCUUGAAAAUUGUGCCGACGGUUGUACUGGCGAUUUACAGUUAUAAAUUGAUCGCAGCUCUCCUACGAGCCAAAAAACGUCGCCAAGAACUCACUGCCAAAAUGUACGAAAACAAUGCAGCAAACUCCAAGCAGAAGCAACCUACUGAUCGAACAGCAAAGCUAUUACUAGUUGUACUGGCCCUAUUUUUUAUAUCCGAAAUACCCCAUGGAAUAUGUUGCCUAUUGACAGUCAUUUAUGGUUCGAAGUUUAUCCUGGGGUGUUAUUUAUUUUUAGCUGAGAUAUUCAACGCUGUGACGUUAAUUUGCACGUCGGUUAAUUUUGUAAUUUAUUAUAUAAUGAGUCAACAAUUUCGAAACACUUUCAACGAGCUGUUUUGCUGUAAGUCACCCCGUGCUAAAAAGAAACAAGUUUUUACUUUGUCAGAGACUCCAUCGAGUCUCACGACCCUUAAUUCUACUCGAUCAUCGAGUGUUACGACUAUUACCUCGAUUCACAUGUAGUUAAACUAAUAAAAAUCUGAAGUUUACAAAAUAUAUUUUUCAUUCAUUUUUUUUUUUUUUUUUUUCUGAAAAAGUACAUGAACUGAAAAAUUGCUAAUUUUAAUCACGUGACACAUCCAACCAAUUUUCCGAAGAAAAUUCUCGGUUGUGGAAGUUUCAAGUUUCAAAAAUCUGCUAAAGGCUUCAGAACUCCUCAAAACUGGUUGAAAUCGAUUCAAAUCAAUUCGGCAGGUCGAAAAUAGAGAAUAUCCCAAAUUCCGGCUAUCUAGGUCAAUUUGGUAAAAUUUUGAGUUUUUUCCACAUUUUUGGCAACAUUUGAUUUUAAAAAAUUCACCAAAAAUCUAAAAAUACACUUUAGCACUUUAAAUUUUGGCUGGUGAUAAAUUUUUACGAGCUUUUUCGAUCUAGCUUUGUCCAGCUCAAAAAUUUUCGUGCGAGUUCUACAUUUGCUGGAAAGCAAAAUCUGCGAUUUGGGCUGACUUGUCAAUCAAAACGACCGCCAUUUUUUAGUAAGGCCAUUUUUUUGGUACUUAAGUCGGCUGAAAAUGAUUUAUUUUGUAUGGGUUCGCAAAAUCACGCUCGGAUCUCGUCUAAGUAUAGAUAACCACUUUUUGCAUCCGAAUCUCACCUUGAUUAGUAUUCUUCGUAAGAACAGGAAUGCGCCAAAAUCGAAUGCAUAAUAUUACUGCGCUUGUUUUCCAAACACAUACCCAGAUGAAUGGUUGGAUGAGGAUUUACACAAACACACAUGUACAGAUGAAACCGUUUUAAAAUGCAAAUUUUUGAUUUAGGUUUCAUUUUCUUUCGCAUAUGAGAAUUUGAAUUUUACGUAUGGACAUUGAUAAGUAAAUAUUUCACGUAGGUACCUUACCUAUUAAGAUGCUCAUUCGCAAUCGGUGAGUUUGUGUUUCGAUGUUGUGUUCAACCAAUUGAAUUCAUAAAUAAGAACAUUGGCGAAAUAUUAUUUAUACGAGUUAAUAGCAAUUUCUUCAUGGAUUUGUAAGUAUACUUUCAGAAAAUAAUUGUGGUUGCAAAAAUCAUACUGAAUUAAACCGCCAUUCGACGGAUUGGCGUGCGGCUACAAAAAAAAAAAAAAAAAAACUAGACAGCUGCGCUAAGCGCAGCUGUAACAGUGUGCGUAGCUUAUUUUGUUACAAAAGUAAAACCCAAUUUCAAAAAGAACAACGCAAUUUUGAUUUUGAAAGCACAACGCGAUUUGAAAAACCAAGCACAACGCGGUUUUGAAAAAAUGCAAUUGGGAUUUCAAAAGCAGAACACGAUUUUGAUUUUGAAAGCACAAUGCAAUUUUUAAAAAAACACAACUUCCAAACAAAGCAGAACACGAUUUUGAAAAAAGAAGCACAACAAGAUUUUUUAAAAAAGAACACACAGCGCAAUUUCAAAAAAAAAACAAAGCAAUUUUGAAAAAAAAAACGUAAUUUUGAAAAAAUAAGCACAACACGAUUUUGGAAAAAAAACAUCCUGUUUGAAAAAAAGCGCAGCGCAAAUUCAAAAUUAAAACGCGAUUUCAAAAAAAAAGCACAAUGUGAAUUUGAAAAAAAGCACAACGCGAUUUCGGAGAAAAGCACAACGCGACUUCAAAAAAAGCACCACGGGAUUUCUGGAAAAAAAAGCACAACGCGAUUUCAAAAAAAAUCAAAAUAAAGCACAACGCGAUUUUGGGAAAAAGCACAAUGCGAUUUCAGUAAAAAAGCAAAAUAAAGCACAACGCAAUUUUGUAAAAAAAAGCACAACACGAUUACAGAAAAAAAGCACAACGCGAUUUCAGUAAAAAAAAAGCACGACGCGAUUUCAAAAAACAGCACAACGUGAUUUCGGUAAAAAAUAGCACAACGCGAUUACAAAAAAAAGCAAAAUAAAGCACAACGCGAUUUCGGUAAAAAAAAGCACAACGCGAUUUCGUUUAAAAAAAAAAGCACAACGCAAUUUUGGUUAAAAAAGCACAACGCGAUUUCAAAUAAAAAGCACAAUGUGAUUUCGAAAAAAAAGCACAACGCAAUUUCAAAAAAAAGCAAAAUAAAGCACAACGUGAUUUUGGGGGGAAAAGCACAACGCGAUUUCGGUAAAAAAGCAAAAUAAAACAACGUGAUUUUGAAAAAAAAGCAAAAUAAAGCACAACGCGAUUUUGAAAAAAAGCACAACGCAAUUUCAGUAAAAAAAAAGCACUACGCAAUUUCGGAAAAAAGCACAACGCGAUUUUAAAAAAAAAGCACAACGUGAUUUCAAAAAAAAAGCACAAUGCAAUUUCAAAAAAAAGCAAAAUAAAGCACAACGCGAUUUUGGGGGAAAAAGCACAACGCGAUUUCGGUAAAAAAACAAAAUGAAGCACAACGCGAUUUCAAAAAAAAGCACAACGCGAUUACAGAAAAAAAAGCACAAUGUGAUUUUGAAAAAAGCAAAAUAAAGCACAACGCGAUUUCGAAAAAAAACAAAAUAAAGCACAAUGCCAUUUUGAAAAAAAAGCACAACGCGAUUUCAGUAAAAAAAAAAAGCACAACACAUUUUCGGAAAAAAAGCACAA